UUCUGUUAGUCGCUCGAACACGGUGAUCGCCGGAGCGUGACGGUACGCACUCUAAUGAGACUGGCUGGCAUUGUCGUGUGGAAUUCGAAAAAUAUUGCAGUUUUCUUGAUUUCAAUGAGGGCUAACACUCACUGUGCUAUGUUAGAUGUGAUGCGGAUUCGUGAAAGUAAUUGACGAGAAAAUGAGUGCUAUAGUAAAUGUAGCUGCGGACGUGAUAACUGGCUCAGCUAUAGCGGCUGAAGUUACGCAGGUAGCAUGGUUCAUACCGAUGCUGGUAGCCGCGAUAGCUUACUACCAAUUCGACCAGACCGAUCCAGAGGGCAGGCCAGCCGAUGUCACAGAGGACGAGAUGCUGCCCGAGUACGACUUUAUCGUCGUCGGAGCUGGUUCUGCCGGAGCCGUGGUUGCAAGUCGUCUUUCAGAAAUACCUCAAUGGAAGGUGCUCCUGUUGGAAGCUGGAGGGGAUGAAACGGAAAUAUCCGACGUUCCAUUACUCGCCGGAUACCUGCAACUUAGUAAACUCGACUGGAAAUAUAAAACUGAACCACAGGGCACCACUUGUUUAGCAAUGGAUGGCGGUCGCUGUAACUGGCCGAGAGGUAAAGUCCUUGGCGGAAGUUCAGUCCUGAACUACAUGUUGUAUCUAAGAGGAAACAAAAGAGAUUAUGAUGCUUGGGAGUCUCAAGGAAAUACAGGCUGGGGAUACAAUAACGUUCUCUACUAUUUUAAGAAGUCUGAAGAUAACCAAAAUCCCUUUCUCGCUAAGACGCCAUAUCACAGUACGGGAGGAUAUCUGACUGUUGCCGAAGCCCCUUAUCAUACACCAUUAGUAUCUAGUUUUAUAGAAUCUGGUCUGGAAAUGGGAUACUCAAAUCGGGAUAUAAAUGGUGAAAAUCAAACUGGCUUUAUGGUAGCCCAAGGCACACUAAGGCGUGGUAGCAGAUGCUCAACAGCAAAAGCGUAUCUGAGACCAGCAAAAGACCGCAAGAAUUUACACAUUGCUAUGAAUGCCUUCGUUACCAAAAUCAUGAUAGAUCCAACAACCAAGAUAGCGUUCGGAAUAGAGUUUAUAAAGAAUAAGAUGGUACACCGAAUCAGAGCUAGAAAGGAAGUUAUUUUAUCAGCUGGCACAAUUAAUUCUGCUCAUUUGUUACUACUUUCCGGCAUUGGACCAACAGAUGAAUUGGCCAAACAUCGUAUACCACAAAUACAAAAUCUACAAGUGGGAAAAAAUUUGCAAGAUCACAUCGGUCUCGGAGGUUUAGCAUUUCUAAUAAACAAACCCGUUUCCAUUGUAGAGCACCGAUUACAUACCGUAGGAACUCUUAUGGAAUAUGCUGUGAUGGGUAAGGGGCCAUUAACAAUCAUGGGCGGAGUUGAAGGCCUAGCGUUUGUCAACACAAAGUAUGCAAAUGCGUCGGAUGAUUUUCCUGACAUUGAAUUUCAUUUUAUAUCUGGUUCCACAAAUUCCGACGGCGGCGACCAGCUGCGUAAAGUUCACGGAUUAACCGAACAGUUUUAUGAUUCAGUCUUCCGUCCAAUUAACAACAAGGACGUGUGGAGCAUAAUUCCAAUGCUGCUGAGGCCAAAAAGUAAAGGUUUCAUUAGGCUGCGUAGUGCGAAUCCUUACGAUUAUCCAUUCAUUUUUCCGAAUUAUUUAACAGAUGAAAUGGAUGUCAAAAGCUUAGUAGAAGGCGUUAAGAUUGCUGUUGCUCUUUCAAGGACAAAAGCCUUCCAAAGGUAUGGAUCUGUUUUAAACAGUCAUAUAUUCCCAGCGUGUUCGAGUAUACCGAGAUAUUCGGAUCCAUAUUGGGAGUGUAUGAUUAGGCAAUACACUUGUACUAUAUAUCAUCCUGUGGGGACAGCUAAAAUGGGGCCUUAUUGGGACCGAGACGCGGUUGUUGAUCCAGAACUAAAAGUGUACGGCGUGGCAGGACUACGGGUUAUCGAUGGAAGUAUUAUGCCAAAUAUAGUGAGUGGAAACACAAAUGCACCGAUCAUUAUGAUUGGAGAGAAAGGUAGUGAUAUGAUCAAGCAGUCAUGGCUUAAACGCCGCAGAUCCAGAUACUAUUUGUGAUUAAAUGUACAAAGAAAUUAUUAUAUAAGCACCCAUACAGUAUUUCUAGAAAUCAGGUUUUGUAAAUAAUUUGUUGAUUAUUUGUUUAAUUAAUUUAUUGUAUAACUGUAACUUAUUUGUAAGUAAUUUAUUUUUGAACUAUUUAAGUUUUCUAAAUGAAAUUCUAAAGACUUAUACAUUAUUAAGUAUUUCUAAAUAUAAAAUUUAUAAAUUA
This is a messenger RNA of Leptidea sinapis, 2291 nucleotides long. RefSeq names its product glucose dehydrogenase [FAD, quinone]-like. The transcript is spliced from 5 exons. Gene Ontology annotation, molecular function: oxidoreductase activity, acting on CH-OH group of donors; flavin adenine dinucleotide binding. NCBI's taxonomy places the organism in Eukaryota, Metazoa, Arthropoda, Insecta, Lepidoptera, Pieridae. The record is from RefSeq and is a predicted model, not a curated record. The coding region runs from base 182 to 2077 and encodes 631 amino acids.